AUGGAGGGACUGGUCCUGCUCAACGCCCUGGCCACCCGGCUCCUCUUCGUGCUGCACUCGCUGGUUGGAGUCUGGCGAGUGACCGCGGUGAAGAAGGAGCCGUGGUACUGGCUGCUGGCGCUGCUCAAUCUCUUGCUGUUUCUGGAAACGGCGCUGACCCUCAAAUUCAAGCGCGGCAGAGGCUACAAAUGGUUUUCACCAGCCAUAUUUUUAUAUCUGAUUAGCAUUGUUCCAUCAUUAUGGCUUCUUGAAAUGCACCAUGAAACCCAGUAUUGCAGUAGCCAAUCUGGAGGAUUGUCACAGAAUACCAGCAGAAAAGAAGACUUCAAUCAAACUCUGUUGUCAGCUGAACGAACCAACAGAGCAGAUGAUCUCAUUGAGACGGCCAAAGUUUUUGUAAAUAACUUAUCUACAGUAUGUGAGAAAGUCUGGACUUUGGGACUCCAUCAGACAUUCCUUCUAAUGCUAAUAAUUGGAAGAUGGCUUCUCCCCAUUGGAAGUGGGAUCACUCGGGAUCAACUCUCUCAACUUCUCCUUAUGUUUGUGGGGACAGCUGCUGACAUAUUGGAAUUCACAAGUGAGACCCUGGAAGAAGAAAAUGUGAGGAAUAGUCCUGCCCUGGUCUAUUCCAUCCUUGUUAUAUGGACCUGGAGCAUGCUACAAUUUCCACUUGACCUGGCAGUACAGAAUGUCGUGUGCCCCGUGUCCAUGACAACGAGGGGGUUCUCCAGCCGAUUCUUCUGCCAAUACAGCGCCGACCUGUGGAACAUCGGAAUCAGCAUCUUCAUACAAGAUGGUCCCUUCCUUGUUGUGCGGCUCAUACUCAUGACCUAUUUCGAAGUGAUCAACCAGAUGCUGGUGUUCUUUGCUGCCAAGAAUUUCCUGGUGGUGGUGCUACAGUUCUACCGCCUGGUGGUGUUGGCCUUGGAAGUACGCGCUUCCUUGCGAAGUCGGCCAGAACGCCUGAAAGGAGAGUACGGAUGCCCGGAUGUACCUGCUGCGAGUGGGGUCUCACGUGGGGCCUGGCCAGGCAGUUCCAUGGAGGCCUUGGCUAUUCCGUUACAGGCCUUGCGGGUCACCUCCGACGACUCCCACCCCAUAUCGUAG
This is a messenger RNA of Rangifer tarandus platyrhynchus (Svalbard reindeer), 1107 nucleotides long. Lineage: Eukaryota; Metazoa; Chordata; Mammalia; Artiodactyla; Cervidae. The record is from the annotation of a GenBank genome assembly.